Porites lobata is the source of this 1060-nucleotide messenger RNA. Lineage: Eukaryota; Metazoa; Cnidaria; Anthozoa; Scleractinia; Poritidae. The record is from the annotation of a GenBank genome assembly.
ACUACGUCAACUAGCUGUCCGUCCGCCGAUCAGUAUUGGAAUGGUACGUCAUGUACCUCUUGCACCAAGUGUGGGCCAGGGUACGGAGUGAAAACCAAAUGUAGCGAAAAGCAAGACACAGAGUGUCAAGAAUGUUGGCCUGGAUACGAUUGGUCGAAUAACACGAGCAUGGAACCGUGUAUUUAGUAAGUUAAGUGGCACGUAGUACCUGCGAUUUUGGUUUAUUUUCGAAAAAUAAGAGUUAAUAAAAUUAAUAGACCUCUUUAUCUUUUAUGUUUUAAAGGCCUUAGGGGAAUUCCCUCUUUGAUUUUUCACAAAUCAAUGAAUGAAAUAGUCUUCUAGAUUAGCAUCACAUGACCUACACUGGGAAAACAAAACAUACAAGCUAAAAAGGUGCACUGGUAGGUUCGUAAUUGAACGCUGUCUCAAAAUCAACGUCGCGAACAAAAAUGAUGGGUGAACAUUAACCUUCGAGAAAGAUUACCAGAAUCAUGCGCCAUCACAAUCAUGUGUUCGACACAACAGUGGCCCAGUCCCCGGCUCAGCCACAAACUGGCCAAUAAAACAAACCUCAUAAAAAGCAUCCCUCUCUCUCUCUCUCUCCUUUCCCACACCCUUCUUUAGCCCCUCCCCAUCCCCCUCCACGCCCCCUCCACACAAACACAGUCUGAAAAUGCCCAUUACAUUUGUAAGAAAUAAUAACAAAUUUCUUUUCUCGCACGACAGCUGUAUAAAUGAAGUCUCGGAAUGCCUGGAAGGAAACUUCAAGAUUAUUCGCAACUGCACAACAACUUCCCCGACAAAGUGCAAAGGCUGUGCGGAGGGGCAUUACUUCGAUCCAGGCUACGGAGAACAUGGAGGAUGUGUUCCUUGUUCACAGCCAUGCGACGGUAUUUUUCAAAAAGAGACAAGGAAAUGCGAAACUGCGCAUGAUCGUUUAUGCACCGCACGGGAUCCAACUGAACUUUUGGUAAAAAGUAAGCCUAUUAAAAACGGACCUAGAGCUAACAAGAUGCCACCUCAGGCCUUAUUUCUUAUUAUUCUUUAUUUCCUAUAUUAA